Molecule: messenger RNA, 2289 nt
Organism: Alosa alosa (allis shad)
Lineage: Eukaryota; Metazoa; Chordata; Actinopteri; Clupeiformes; Clupeidae
Product: insulin-like growth factor-binding protein 3
Exons: 4
Coding region: 27-887 (286 amino acids)
Biological process (GO): regulation of insulin-like growth factor receptor signaling pathway
Cellular component (GO): extracellular region
Molecular function (GO): insulin-like growth factor I binding; fibronectin binding; insulin-like growth factor II binding
Source: RefSeq, a predicted model, not a curated record
UUAUACCCGUACUUUCUUUCGUCACCAUGGUGACUGGGCUUCAUUCUUUAUUCGUAACUGUGGUGCUGGCGUCUGUCGCGCGCUAUACCGGGGCAGUGGGACCGGUGAUCCGGUGUGAGCCUUGUGAUGCCGGCGCACGGAUGCUGUGUAAGCCCAUACCCAAGGAUUGCGCGGAGAAGGUACGCGAGCCAGGCUGUGGCUGUUGCCUGACUUGUGCCAUUGCGCACGGGCAGCCGUGUGGAAUAUACACGGGAAGAUGCGGGUUCGGCUUAACUUGCCAGCAUCAGCCGGGAGAAACUAAACCGCUCCAAGCAUUACUGGAGGGACGUGGAAUCUGCGCCAACGCAACCUCAAAAAAGCUGUUAAGGACCCCAGCUUCAGGCAAGGAAAAUGAAGGCGGUGAGAAGGUCCCCGGGGAGGAGACAGUAGCCGCCAGUCCCCAGCCACCACUGGCCAGCCUCCCGCAUCUCCCCCUCCCUCCUCGGCAGCAGCACCCCCUUUACCACAGCCACGCCAAGGCAGAGGUCAUCCGCCGCGAGCACGCCAAAAAGACCCAGAGCUUCAAGAUGGAGGACAUGCCCAUUGGACCUAACACGGACCAGCAGAACUUCUCCCUGGAAACCAAGCCAGAGCCUGAAUUUGGUCCGUGUCGACGGGAGAUGGAGAGCAUACUCAACAGUCUGAAGGUCACAGACAUCCUCAAUCCCAAAGGCUUUCGCAUCCCAAACUGUGACAAAAAAGGCUUCUACAAGAAAAGACAGUGUCGUCCAUCCAAUGGACGGAAGCGUGGAUUCUGCUGGUGUGUGGACAAGUAUGGUCAGCCAUUGCCGGGUUACAAGGGGAGAGGGGGAGGCGACACCCACUGUUACAACUUGGAUAACCAAUAGAAGCAGUUUAUGAGUGAGAGAUGGAGAGAGGGAUGGAGAGGGGAGAGAGAGAGAGAGAGAGAGAGAUUGUCAGGGUGGAUUGGAAUGAGACGUUGCUAGACUGAGGAUGCUAGGAACAGAGUCAGGUGCAGCCUACUGGCUCAGGGAGCUACCUCGCCUCACAGACUUUUGGUUAUGGGCUCGGCAGGGGCCUGUCUGAUGCUUUGUGGAAAUAAAGCUCUCCUCCGCUCCUGUCUCCUCCUCUCCUGUCCUCUCCUCCCUUCUCUGAUCCUGCUGACCUGCGGCUCUUCACUGGGACUGAAGUGUGAGCCGAGCCUGUCAUCGGGACAGCCCAGACUCGCCGAGCCACAUCGCCACAGCGGCAGCCCCCUCUCCUCCGCAUGGACCACUAUGCCUGUGCCAUGCCUCAUCCACCACACACACCAGGAGGACUGUGCAGCCAUGCCACAAAAGGCUUCCAUCACGCAUAGAUGUGUAUUUAUAUGUAUGUUUAUGUAUAUAUAUGGUAUAAAUUGUCACUGCCUAUCAUGAAUAGGUAUAUGAGCAAGUGUCCCGGGUGGUGGCAGAGAGUGCUCUGAGGACAUGGAGGAGCAAUAGGGUGUUGAAAAAACUACAAUCCCCAGGACAGAGUGGGAGCUGGGGGUGUUGGGUAAGCUUGUGUGGGAGAGGCAAAGCUCAUCUUGACAAACUCCUCUGAACACUUGCGGAUGGCAGGGCCACACAGGGACGCCCUGAAACCACUACACGACACGACUUGAGGAGAGACCAGGAAUAAAUGAUUGCUACUUGGUUUGUUUUCCCUGUGUUUGCAUCCUACGAUUGUUCGUAUUUAAUUUUUUGUCAAAAGAUGGGAGGCCUGUGUCAGUGGAUCAUGGGCAUACAUCAAGGAUGACACAAAGCAAUUCAUUGAAGUGCACUAAUCUGUCAGGGAGUCGUUUGACAUGCCUUUAUCACAUAAAAAUACUCAGGCUGCUUUGCACAUCAUCACUUCUGUGGUAAACAAUUAUAAUAAUAAGCUGGAAUCUUUUUGCACCAUGUAUUCAGGCCUCAUACAACACUCAUGCUAAAGGUUGCCAUUGUAAAUGGUAUGUAUGUCUUAUAUAAAGCUUUCAGUUGCCUAGUCUAGUCUAGGUCAUCAUUCUAGGUCAGGCAUCAUUAUAGAAAUCAUGUGUCAAGUUCAAGGUGUGUGGUCUACUCAAAGUAUGCAUAACCACUCACCUACCCUGGUGUUUCUUUCCUGUUUUGUCUAAAGCAUCUUCUAUUCAUUUUUUUCCUGCUUACAGUUGUUGUUUUUCCUGUCCCCAGCAGGUCCACACUAAGGCUAGUGUGCAUUAAACGUAUGAAGUCUCUUCUCAAAGCAUUCUCCUCAGAUAGGGAGGGGGGAUACUGAAACUCAUUGCAG